AUGGUGAAGCCACGGACGGAGAGAGAGACUCAAAUCGAGCAGGCCGGCGCAGUAACCAACGCCGUCGCGAACAGGGAGCUACGACCUGCGCCGGUGGCCGACACGAGGACAACCCGCGGGGGCUGUGCCGGGAGGGGGCCUGCGGGGGCGGGGGCGAGGCUGUGGGGGGGUUCCUGGGGAGGCCUGGAGGUGUUCCUGGGGGAGGCCUGGGAGGCCCUGCCUUGGCCUCUCUCCCCAGGCUAUAAAAUCCCAGUGAUUGAGAACUUGGGAGCCACUUUGGACCAGUUUGAUGCCAUUGAUUUCUCUGACAACGAGAUCCGAAAGCUGGAUGGGUUCCCCCUGCUGAGGAGGCUGAAAACUCUGCUCAUGAACAACAACAGGAUUUGUCGGAUUGGGGAGAACCUGGAGCAGGCUCUGCCCAGCCUCACAGAGCUCAUUCUCACCAACAACAACAUUGCUGAACUGGGUGAACUGGAUCCAUUAGCAACUAUUAAAUCCCUGACUUACCUGAGCGUUUUAAGGAAUCCUGUAACAAAUAAGAAGCAUUACAGAUUGUACCUAAUCCAUAAAGUUCCCCAGGUCAGAGUGCUGGAUUUUCAAAAAGUGAAACUCAAAGAGCGACAGGAGGCAGAGAAAAUGUUCAAGGGCAAACGGGGUGCACAGCUUGCAAAGGAUAUUGCCAGGAGAGCAAAAACCUUUAAUCCAGGGGCUGGUCUGCCAACUGACAAAAAGAAAGCUGGGCCCUCCCCAGGGGACGUGGAGGCAAUUAAGGCUGCCAUAGCAAAUGCCACGACUCUGGCUGAGGUGGAGCGACUGAAAGGUUUGCUGCAGGCUGGGCAGAUCCCUGGCAGAGAGCGAAAAUCAGGCCCCUCGGAGGAUGGCGAGGAAGAAAUGGAAGAGGACACGGUGCCCAACGGGUCGUAGCCGGCUCUGGUGCUGCCCCGGAGCCCUUUCCUGCCCCACUCGGGGCCCAUCGCCCCCGUCCCUGCACAUUUCGGUGUCCAAUAAACCAACGGUCCCUUUUUUUCCCCGUG
Messenger RNA from Manacus vitellinus (golden-collared manakin), 1034 nucleotides. RefSeq names its product small nuclear ribonucleoprotein polypeptide A' (gene SNRPA1). Gene Ontology annotation, molecular function: U2 snRNA binding; protein binding. The coding region runs from base 1 to 924 and encodes 307 amino acids. The transcript has 9 exons. Gene Ontology annotation, cellular component: U2 snRNP. The record is from RefSeq and is a predicted model, not a curated record. Gene Ontology annotation, biological process: mRNA splicing, via spliceosome. Lineage: Eukaryota; Metazoa; Chordata; Aves; Passeriformes; Pipridae.